AUGGCAGCCAUGGAUGCUAUUUACAAGAGCACUUCGAGUCAGGAGCUGACAGAUGCGAUCAGCAAGGAUCUCGCAGGGCACACGACUCAAGGUGCCCAUGGCUUGAACUACCAUCACACGAGCCCGGGCGAUGAAGGCACCACCUUCUUCAUGCCCAGCAAGUCGUUGCUGGGAGAAGGCGCUCUCCGUGGAGCGGUGCAGCAAAUCAAGGCUCUGGGACACAAGAAGGCGUUGAUCGUCACAGAUGCAGUGCUUGUGAAGGUCGGCGCAGUGAAGGCAGCCACGGAUGUGCUCACCGAGGCAGGCAUCACUUUCGCGAUCUACGACGGCUGCCAGCCGAACCCGACAGUGAGCCAGGUGGAAGCUGGCUUGAAGAUGAUCAAGCAAGAGGGCUGCGACUUCGUCCUCUCCUUCGGUGGCGGUUCCCCGCACGACUGCGCGAAGGCCAUCGCCAUCACCUCUACGAAUGGUGGUGACAUUCGGGCCAUGGAGGGGGUCGACAAGAGCACGCAGCCUAUGUUGACCCUGGUCGCAGUCAACACGACAGCUGGCACAGGAGCAGAAAUGACGCGCUUUUGCAUUAUCACCGACGAGGAGCGUCAUGUGAAAAUGGCGAUUGUGGACUGGCGAGUUACGCCCACGUUGGCCGUGAACGACCCAAAGACCAUGAUCGGCAUGCCCAAAUCCUUGACUGCUGCGACGGGAAUGGAUGCUCUCACGCACGCUAUCGAGGCUUAUGUGAGCACCAUCUCCAACCCAGUGACCGACGCUUGCGCCCUCCAUGCCAUGAAGCUCAUCAGCUCCUACCUACCCACGGCCGUGGAGGAUGGUAAAAACCUAAAGGCCCGCGAUAUGAUGGCCUACGCCGAGUUCCUCGCGGGCAUGGCGUUCAACUCCGCCAGCUUGGGCUAUGUCCACGCCAUGGCCCACCAGUUGGGGGGAAUGUACAACCUACCCCAUGGUGUCUGCAACGCCAUUUUGCUGGGUCCGGUGCAGGAGUACAACGCGAAGUACGUGCCGCACCUCUUCAUCGACAUUGCCGUCGCCUUGGGCUUCAGCGAGGUGGGAGAAGACCAGGACCUCGCGGUCAAGAAGGUGCUGAAGGCCAUUAAGGACUUGAAGAACAGGGUCGGGAUCCCCAAGAAUCUCAAGGCCUUCAAAGAGGUGAAGGUGGAGCACUUCCCUGCUUUGGCAGACAAUGCGAUGAAGGACGCCUGUGGCUUGACCAACCCUCAUCAGCCCACCAAGGACGAGGUCAUUGCCCUCUUCCAAGCCGCCUAUGACCAGGAGGAUGAUGAGGUGGACGAGGUUGAGAUGUUGCAGAAGCAGCUGUCAGCUGCUGCUGCCCGAUGCAAAGAUGCGGCAGCGCUGAAGAAGGCUAUGUGCGAGCUCUAUUCGAAGUGA
Molecule: messenger RNA, 1404 nt
Organism: Symbiodinium sp. CCMP2456
Lineage: Eukaryota; Dinophyceae; Suessiales; Symbiodiniaceae
Source: the annotation of a GenBank genome assembly